Molecule: messenger RNA, 2376 nt
Organism: Nerophis lumbriciformis (worm pipefish)
Lineage: Eukaryota; Metazoa; Chordata; Actinopteri; Syngnathiformes; Syngnathidae
Source: RefSeq, a predicted model, not a curated record
AUGGACUGGCAUGGCAUCACUCGGCUCGGAUUCCUUCUGCUCGCGCUGCGCGGAUUGCGGGGGCUGAGCGCCGCCUGCCCCGCCGCCUGCACCUGCACCGUGUCACGGAUCUCGUGCGUGGAUGGAGCGGCACCGAGCAUAGAGGAUUUUCCGCUGCUCACACUGGACGACAUGGAAAACAUCACCGACAUAUACAUCGCCAACCAAAACAGGCUGUUUGAGCUCAAUGACAACAGUCUGAGGCAUUACAUAAACCUCCGAAACCUAACAGUGACCAGGACCAGAUUAACGUCCAUAUCUCCGGAUGCCUUUUACAACAACACAAGACUACAAUUUGUGAAUUUGCGAGACAACAAUCUGUCGCAGCUGUCAUGGAGGACCUUUCAGAACUACAACAUCUCCUAUUCGCUCCUGCUAUCCGGAAAUCCUCUGGACUGCGUCUGUGAGAACCUCUGGAUCAAACUGCGGAGCCAGGAAGAACCCGACAGCCAAGAUCUGCAAUGCAAGGACGAAUACGGAGCAACAAAAGCCUUCGCCACGCUCACUCCACCUGACUGUGUUGUCCCUCAAGUAGAGGUCACCCCCACGAUGGUGACUGAGAUGCAGGGCGGUGAUGUCAAAGCAUUGUGCAGUGCCUUGGGAUCGCCAUCUCCCGAGAUUCUGUGGAACCUGGACAUAAUCUUCUCCCGCUUUGUGAUUGACGCCAUGGAGACAGAGAGCAGGCUCACCCUGUCUGACCUUUCACCCGAGGACAAUGGAAAGGUGAUUACAUGCACUGCAGAGAACAUGGUGGGUCAGACGGAGGCCACGCUGCAACUCAACAUCCUCUUCGCGCCCACCAUCCAGCAGCUGCUGGAACCGGAGAAGGACCACCACUGGUGCAUCCCCUUCAGCAUGACGGGCAACCCCAGGCCAGAGCUGAAGUGGUACUUUGAAAACGAGAUGCUGGAGGAGCAUGACUACAUCCGGACCACUUACCACAAGACCACCAAGAGCGAAUAUCACGGCUGCCUGCAACUGGUCAACCCUACGCACAUCCACAACGGCAUCUACCGGCUGGUGGCCAAGAACCAAUAUGGCCAUGACGAAAAGAUGGUGGCGGCGCAGUUCAUCGACCCACCGGACGACCACACAGAUGAUCCUUACUACUACUACACCACUGACUCGCCGCUGCCACCAAUGGACGACAGCAUUGCUGUUUAUGUAGUGGUGGGAAUCGCCGGUGUGGCUUUGAUGGGCUGCGUUCUCAUGGUGAUCAUUCUUAAAUAUGGAAGGACCUCCAAAUUUGGAAUUAAAGGCUCCUCGUCGGUCAUCAGCAACGACGAUGACUCUGCCAGCCCCCUCCACCACGUCUCCAAUGGUAACAACACGCCAUCGUCCUCCGAGAUGGCACCAGACGCUGUCAUCAUUGGUAUGACCAAGAUCCCAGUCAUUGAAAAUCCGCAGUACUUCGGCAACACGGGCAGCAUGCUGAAACCAGACACGUUUGUGCAGCACAUCAAGAGACACAACAUCGUGCUGAAGCGUGAGCUGGGCGAGGGCGCCUUCGGCAAGGUCUUCCUGGCCGAGUGCUACAACCUGACACCAAGCCACGACAAGAUCCACGUGGCCGUCAAGACCCUGAAGGAGGCCAGCGAGAGUGGGCGUGCCGACUUCUACCGGGAAGCUGAGCUGCUAACCAACCUGCAGCACGAACAUAUCGUCACCUUUUAUGGCGUGUGCGUGGACAGCGACCCUCUCAUCAUGGUCUUUGAGUACAUGAAGCACGGAGACCUCAACAAGUUCCUCAGGUCCCACGGUCCAGACGCGGUGCUGAUGGCGGACGGGCAGCACAGCAUCCUGGUGGAGCUGACGCAGUCGCAAAUGCUGCACAUUGCGCAGCAGAUCGCAGCCGGCAUGGUCUAUCUGGCGUCACAGCACUUUGUGCACAGAGACCUGGCCACGAGGAACUGCCUGGUGGGCGAGAACCUGCUGGUCAAAAUCGGAGACUUUGGCAUGUCCAGAGACGUCUACAGCACCGACUAUUACAGAGUGGGUGGUCACACGAUGCUGCCUAUUCGUUGGAUGCCGCCAGAGAGCAUCAUGUACCGACGCUUUACCACCGAAAGCGACGUGUGGAGCCUGGGUGUGGUCCUCUGGGAGAUUUUCACCUAUGGCAAGCAACCCUGGUACCAGCUAUCCAACAACGAGGUGAUCGAAUGCAUCACACAGGGCCGUGUACUCCAGCGGCCGCGCGCCUGCCCCAAGGAGGUUUACGAUCUGAUGCUGGGCUGCUGGCAGAGGGAGCCCUACAUGAGGCUUAACAUCAAGGAGAUUCAUGCCAUGCUCCAGAGCCUCGCCAAGGCCUCCCCCGUCUACCUGGAUAUACUGGGCUGA